Molecule: messenger RNA, 971 nt
Organism: Suillus bovinus
Lineage: Eukaryota; Fungi; Basidiomycota; Agaricomycetes; Boletales; Suillaceae
Exons: 5
Coding region: 85-489 (134 amino acids)
Source: RefSeq, a predicted model, not a curated record
CGCCUUGUACAUUGAUUACAUCACCAACUAGAGCAAGUUAGCCCUCGACACUCCUCUACAGUGGUACUAAGAGUACUCUUCGAAAUGGCGUUUCCCAACUCAUCUACACCACUUCUCCCGCGAAAUUCGACUUUUGUAACACCCUCGCUCCUUUGGAAGUCGGGGGCUAUCCUUGCUGCUACAGGAAUGAUUGCUGGGGCAUUUGGUUCUCAUGGAUUGAAGCGCAAGCCAGGAAUCACCCCUGAAGGAUUGAACGCCUGGCAAACAGCGUCUCAUUAUGCGAUAUUCAAUGGCUUGGCCUUAUUUAUGAUCUCGAUGCAUCCUCGAUUUUCGACGCACAAGUUUGCUGGUCCUGCAAUUGCGGGAGGAGGUUUUGUCUUCUCCGGCUCCAUCAUAGCGCUUGUUCUGUGGAAAUUGAAAUUCCUUGGACCUAUCACUCCCUUGGGCGGUAUGGUUAUGAUUGCUGGGUACAUUACCUUGGCGCUCUAAAUCAGCCAUUCGCUAUUACUUAGAAUGUUCCCAACCCUUGACCUUGCUGUGAGCCAUUGUCCCAUACUAUGUCAGUAUAUGACACUUUGAAAACAUGCGCAUUGUAUACUAUUUUUUCUCACCCAUGCUGCAGGGCGUAUCUUUCUUCUGUCGACAAAUGUUUAUACUUCCAGUUGCAGUCGAGCUCAGUAGGUUUGAUUUAGUGCGUCGUUCAAAUCACCUGCCAGGGUUCUGUUUGCUGCAUCGUGUACUUUAGUAGAUCCUGACCUUUGUGGCGGAAACUCUCCAGGAUAGCCGUGUGACCAUACUGAUACACAUUCUCAUCAACAGUAUCGAAAUGGGGCACUGAGGAUUUGUUUCCACGUCUCAUCAGCAUUUAAUUAAUUAAUACCGUUUGCACUACCCUGCUCUGGUUGGCUCUUGGUGUGAAGCGUCAAGAUUUGUUUCCUGUAAUAACACGAAAUUCAGUGUCACGUGAUGGA